Penicillium verrucosum is the source of this 1374-nucleotide messenger RNA. Its product is annotated as glycoside hydrolase family 76 protein. The record is from RefSeq and is a predicted model, not a curated record. The transcript is spliced from 3 exons. NCBI's taxonomy places the organism in Eukaryota, Fungi, Ascomycota, Eurotiomycetes, Eurotiales, Aspergillaceae. The coding region runs from base 1 to 1374 and encodes 457 amino acids. Gene Ontology annotation, molecular function: mannan endo-1,6-alpha-mannosidase activity. Gene Ontology annotation, biological process: fungal-type cell wall biogenesis; carbohydrate catabolic process.
AUGAGGCCUGUUAUUAUGUCUAGGUGGCUGGCCACCCUUUUGGCCUGCCUUCUCAUCCAAAAUGUCAUCGCAAUUGAGGUUAAUCCCGAGGAUGAGACCUCCCUCAAAAAUGCCGCCAAGACCGUCGCCACCACCAUGAUGGAUUUCUACAAUGCCCGCGACUCGAAGGAUAUUCCAGGGAAAAUGGACGAUACCUGGUGGGAGGGUGGCUCGAUGUUUAUGACCCUUAUCCAGUACUGGCACUUAACAGGCGACAGCCAGUUUAACGAUGCCAUCCAGGAAGGCAUGUACUGGCAAAAGGGCGAAAACGACUUCUUCCCAAGCAACUACUCCCAAUACUUGGGUAACGACGAUCAAGUGUUCUGGGGUUUAGCUGCGAUAACCGCUGGAGAAGUGAACUUCCCAGAAAGAGAAGACGAGCCCUCGUGGGUUUCCCUGGCCGAGGGUGUCUUCAAUGGACAGAUUCCUCGCUGGGAUAUGAACAAUUGCGGUGGAGGUUUGCGAUGGCAGAUCUGGCCUUACCAGGAUGGAUAUGAUUUGAAAAACGCCAUCUCUAACGGCGGGUUGUUCCAGCUGUCAGCGCGGCUGGCACUAUAUACCAAGAACGCGACCUAUGCCGAGUGGGCCGAGAAGAUCUGGGAUUGGAGUGCGACUACGCCGAUGCUGAGGAAGACCUGGGUUAUCGCCGAUACCACUACUAACGCUGCGAAUUGUAAGGACCACGGUGAUCAUCAAUGGACUUACAACUACGCUACGUAUAUCUCCGGUGCGGGUUAUAUGCACAACUACACCAAUGGCACUGAAAGCAAAUGGCUCGAAGGUGUAACAGGAUUGAUCAAGACAUCUGAUCAAUUUUUCCCUGCCUCCGGCGGGAACCAAAUCCUGUCUGACAUCACCUGUGAGCCCAUCAAUAAGUGUGAUCGCAACCAGAAAACCUUCAAGGCCUAUUUCACUGGCUGGCUCGGAUUCAUUUCGCAGAUUGUACCGGCCAAUGUCACGGCGGAGGUAAUGGGGAAAUUCAAGGUCUCCGCUGUUGCUGCUGGUCAACAAUGUUCCGGCGGAAGCGAUGGGAAGCACUGUGGAAUUCGCUGGACGAAGAAGGCAGAAUGGGAUGGGAGUAUGGGCUUAGAACAGCAGCUGUCUGUCUUGGGUGUUCUUAAUGCCGUUAUGGUCCCAUUCAAUACUCAGGGCCCUUUCAAUGCCGACAAUGGCGGAACAUCCCGAAGUGACCCACAUGGGGGCACCAAUACCGAUGAUAGCGUGAGACCUGGACCUGUUACUACGGGUGAUAAGGUUGGCGCGGGAAUCUUGACUGCGGUCUUCGUUAUACUCUCGGCUGGGGGUAUAACCUUCAUGCUUGCUGGAGGCAAGUAG